Achroia grisella is the source of this 4620-nucleotide messenger RNA. RefSeq names its product GPN-loop GTPase 2. Gene Ontology annotation, molecular function: GTPase activity. NCBI's taxonomy places the organism in Eukaryota, Metazoa, Arthropoda, Insecta, Lepidoptera, Pyralidae. The record is from RefSeq and is a predicted model, not a curated record. The transcript is spliced from 2 exons. Gene Ontology annotation, cellular component: cytoplasm. The coding region runs from base 511 to 1413 and encodes 300 amino acids.
AAAUAAUUAUAUUGAUUGAUUCCAUCUUAUUUUCAAUUAUAAAUUUUAUUGGAUUAUAGUUAUUGUAUAAUAUCACGAAAUAUAACUGUGAAAUGGAACUUCUAGAUGUUAUGAAAAAUUUAAGUAUAAAACAUAGUUCAAAUGAAAGUGAACAACAAAUCUUUAAGUCAGUAGCUGCAGAUAUUGAUGAUCUUCCUACUGAAAUAGUUUUUGCUGAGUAUUCGGAUAGAAUAUUAAUUAUUUUAUCUCAGUAUCAGAAAAUUGGAAGUAUGUUGUUGGUUCAUAAGGAUCAAGUUCCCAGUCCCCUAGGUACAAAUGAUAUUUAUACAACAAAAGUUAUUUUUGGUGCCACAGGAGAAGAGCAGCAGGUUGCAGCAAGAUAUUUAGCUGAAGCAAUCAACAUUACAAAACCACUUUGCAUAUUCAUAAAUCUAAAAUCCUAUGAUAUUGAAACAGUCAAAGCUUGCAAAGACAUAAUAUUAGAUCUUAAGCAAGAAGAAUCAAAUUAAUAUGUCUGCAACAAGUGUUAAAAAGUUUAAACCCGCACAUAAAUACUAUGGUCAACUGGUUCUUGGACCGCCUGGUGCAGGAAAAACAACAUACUGUUCAAAAAUGGGAGAAUUGUUGAAGAAGUCAGGAAGGAAAAUUGUUAUUGUAAAUUUAGAUCCAGCCAAUGAUAUGAUGUCUUAUACACCAGAUAUAGAUGUCAGAAAAUUAAUUGAUUUCAGAAAAGUAAUGGAUCAGAAUAGUUUGGGUCCCAACGGAGCACUGAUAUAUUGCAUGGAAUAUUUAGAGAAAAAUAUAGACUGGCUUUUAGAUCAAAUUGAAAAUGAUAACUUUACAAAUUUUCUAUUUGAUUUGCCUGGUCAAGUAGAACUUUACAGCCAUCAUGAAAGUCUCAGUAAAAUAUUUUUUAAACUAACAAAUGAGAAAAAUAUUCAGUGUUGUGUAGUUCACCUGGUUGAUUCUCAUCACUGUUCUGAUCCUGGCAAAUUUAUAGCAGCUUUAAUGUUGUCACUGAAUGCCAUGCUAAAAAUUGGUUUACCACAUAUAAAUUUGCUAACAAAGGUAGAUUUGCUUAAGAAACAUAAGGACAAAUUACAUUUUGGGAUUGAUUUCUAUACUGAAGUAUUACACCUUGAUUAUUUGUUGGAUUGCUUGGAUACUGAUAUGUUCACUAGUAAAUAUAAAAAGCUUAAUAGUGCCAUUGUGUCAAUUAUUGAAGACUACAGUUUAGUUAGUUUCCAUCUGAUUAACAUGAUGAAUGAAGUAAAUUUGCUGGAAAUUAAGAACUUAGUUGAUAAAACUAAUGGAUAUGUGUUUAAAGCAGAAGAAGGCAGACAUAUUAAUAGUAUGUUAGCAUGUGCUAUGGGGGUGGGAAAGCAAGUUAACAAUGACCUUAAAGAAUUGUAAUAGUAUAAGCAAAUUUUUUAAAAGUAUUUCAAUUAGUAACAAUUUUCAUAUCUAAACUUUUGAAAUCAAUGUCACCAACUGAUAAUAUUGACAAAAUGAUAAUGAAAAAUGUAAGUUUGUUAAAGUGUUGAAUAUUAUUGAAUAGAUAUUAAUUAUAUACGUAAUUAAGUAAUAAUUUGAUAUGUAUGUGUGAACUAGAAUAUGUACAAAGAUACAAAAUAUUAAAUAAUAUUCAGAAACGAGACUAUCCUCUUUAAGUAAAUAUUCUUAUUUACUUAAGCAUCUACACCUAUUUUUACAUAUAAAUUUUCAUAAUCACUUCACAACAUUAAGUAUUUAUUUAAAAAGUGGUCUUGUAGAGAACUAAAAAUCAUUUUAGUGUAGUUGUGUAUAGUGGUUAGGAUUUGGUAAGUUGAAUAACAUCCUAGAUAUAGUACUAAGUUUCUUAAUAUUUUGUUACUGUUUAUUAAACACAGAUUCACGUGAUUAUCAUUCUAGUCUCAUACAUUAUCAUGUUUAAAAUAAGCAUUCUGAAAUAUUUUGGAACUCUAUUGCACCAAAUAUUGUAAUGAAAUCUUAAAAAUGAUUCAAUUACAAAAGAUCAUUAUAUUUCAGUAUUCCUGGAACCCAUGCCCUUAUCAAUUAUAAUUUCCACGUUUCAAUAUUAGCUUAUAACAUAAAACACUUCGGUGGAAAUGAAGGCAGAAAAGGGUGCGUCAAUAUUGUUUCGUUAGGACAGGUUUUGAUUUUUAAACUCUGAUACAAUAUCAUAUUUUUAAAUAACAGUUAAUGAAUUUAUUUGACUGGUACGUAUGAGUUUAAAUGUAAUAAAAGUAUUACAGGUUAGUUGUAAAUGAAAUUAAGGUAGAAGUAAAGGUUAGUCGUAAAACGUAUAUAUUAGGUGUACAACUUUGCUUCCGCCGUUUUUUUCCGAAAUUCGAGGCUUUAUUGUAAAAAACUGGUUAUAUAUUUAUAAUUCAAAGUAUUGUCCAUCGCUGGCUACUACUUUCUCCCAUCUUUCAGGCAGCGUACGAAUCCCGAGAAGAAAAAAACUGGUCAUCUUUUGAAGCGAUCCACGAAUCGAUCGAAUUUUAUACUUUUUCAUAAGAAUGGAAGUGCUGGUCAGCCAGGCCGGGUGCCAUUGAUCAAAGCAAGUGAUAGUCUGAGGGAGCAAGGUCUGGAGAAUACGGCGGGUGGGGUAGGAUUUCCCAUUUCAACGUUUCUAAGUAUGUCUUGACCAAUUCGCAACAUGGGGUCGAGUAUUGUCAGGUUGUAAAAUCACUUUAUCAUGUCUCUGGUUGUAUUGCGGCCGUUUGUCUUCAAUGCUCGGCUAAAACGCAUUAAUUGCAUUCGAUAACUAUCGCCUGUGAUCGUUGUAGUCGGUUCUAACAACUCAUAAUGCACUACGCCGAGCUGAUCCCAUCAAAUACUGAGCAUAGCCUUGGAACCGUAAAUAUUCGGUUUGGCCGUCGACCUGGAAGCAUGGCCGGGAUAUCCCCAUGAUUUUCUGUGCUUGGGAUUAUCGUAAUGAACCCAUUUUUCGUCCCCAGUCACAAUGCGAUGCAGAAAUCCCUUCCGUCUUUGCCUUGCAAGCAGCUGUUCACAUGCAAACAAACGCCGUUCAACAUCUCUCGGCUUCAAUUCGUACGGCACCCAAUAUCUUUGUUUUUGACUCAUUCCCAUGACUUUCAGGCGUUUUAAAAUGGCUUGUUGAUCACUUCCAAUGAUCCUGCCACUUCUUUUUGCGUUUGACACGAGUCUUGAUCAAGUAAUGCCUCCAAUUCUGCAACUUCGAAAACCUUCUCUCUUCCACCGCCAUGCUGGUCUUCGACGUCAAAAUCAUCGUUCUUGAAGCAUUGAAACCACUCUCGGCACGUUCUUUCACUAAUAGCUGCCUCAUUAUAGGCAUUUGAGAGCAUAUUAAAGCAAAAAAUUAAAACCUCCCGCAAAUGACGAGAAUUUGGCUGGUAAGCUGACAUGUUUUGUAGAGAAUAAUUUUGUGAUGCAGACGCAAAUCGACUAAUAUUUCGAUGGCGUUAUGUUUACAAAUACAUUAAAAUUUGACGUUCAUAAGCGGCUAAAAUGUCCUACAUGAAUAAAUGAUUUUUGAAUUUGAAUACCUAAGCUUAUUGUAUGACAUCUACGAUCUAUUUAUUUCGACUACCAUUUACCGCUACAGCCAUCUAUUUCAAAACGGCGGAAGCAAAGUUGUACACCUAAUAUUUUUAAACCUUCAUAUAUAAACAUAGAUAUUAGAUCAAUAUAUUAUAACAAGUUUAUUUUAGACAACUUUAUUUCUGAUUUUUUACUUUGUUUCUCAGUGAAUCUCGAUUAGUUUCCUGAUUAAUUUAUCUCAGCAUUUCGGUUUGAUAUACCCGUUGACUAACUUUGUAUAUUUGAAUAAGGGGCGUCAUUGUCGCUAGGCAACAUCAUGUUAUGACGCUCGGUACGCAACUUUAUAAAAGCGACAUAAGCAGUUUAUACACCAGCCUGCCUUCAACUAUAAUUGUAUCUAACAUAGACUUACCAUCAAAUGCUUAAGAGACAACACCUAUUACCGUAAAAAUUCCUUAGCGACACUUAUUGAUGACCACAAUGAUUGGCGUGGCUUAUUAGUAUACUAAAAAACGCUGUUCAAAUAGAUAAGCCAACAAAAUGUGACAGACAGAAGUAAUUUUAAUAAUGGCAAUUUUAAUUCUAUGUCAAAUAUACGAAGUAAUGCGCCUGAAAUGUAGAUUUUCAGUCUGCUGAAAUUCCACAUUUCUUCUACAUUAUGAGUAUCUUGUUCGAAUACCAUUAAACACAUAUUUAAACAUAAUGAACACACAGGAAAAUUUAUUGUUGCGGAUGCACAAUAAAAUUUUGGAAAACAAAAGGAUGAAAGUUAAUAACAGGUGGAUUUUUCUGGUAUGGUCAUAGUAUACUGGGAAUAAAGCUUGUUCCUACCUCUAUACAGGUACAAAGAGGAUUGUUUGUUUGACUUCAUUCAUACGAAUGCGUCAGCAUCGAGAACGAAGCGUCAAUUAGUUGUAGAUAAUGUAUAAUUUUUGCAUGUAUGUAACCACAUUUGUCACCUCUUCGCUGUGUAUACCAAAAUCACUCUACAGAUUUGAAUAAAACUGUUGUAAGCCCAUUGUUAAGAUUCUACUUUUAAGAUAAUUUUAGGAAUCCUACUAAUAAAUUAUGAAUUAAGUUUGAAAGAGCAUU